AUGGGCAACGAGUACUAUAACAACAAAUUCGCCUACCAAAACCAGAAAAACAACAAAAUGGUCUACGGGGGCUACCAGCCAGUACCCGGUCCCACCGCCCCAAGCUUGGAAAUCAACAUCAACCAGAACCACGGUGGUGCCUCUCCAGUCCCAUCGUACGCAUCAGCCGGAAGACGACCACCAAACCACCCUCCGCCCAUCCCUCCAGUGAGUGAAUAUGCCCAGCCGGCCUACAAUCCGAUGUGGUUCGACCGCUUCCCGCGACGAGAAAACCGGGGCAUGUUCCGAUUGGCGCUCGUGGAGGCUAUGCUGGCAUUGGUAGUGCUCGGCGGUGGAAUCUGGUGUGCAAGGGACACGUCCGAUUAUUGCCCCUGGCAUUCAGCCAUUUGGACCGGCGCUUUCUUCCUGAUUAAUGCGAUAAUUGGGUCGGCUGCUGCCAAGAUCGGGUCUAUCAAUCUCUACAUGGCCCAUCUGGUAAUGUCAUUAGUGUGCGUUGGAAUGUGCUUGAUUGGUGGAGGACUUUCUACUAGAAACUGGAUUACGGUCGGCACCUAUGGCCACCCGAAAAUCGAGCGUGGCGCGGCUUUUUGCUUGCUCGGCGAGCAUGACCCCAGCCGAAUUUCCUAUAUUUUCUCGCAUAUGGAUAAGUACGACUUCCGCAGCUGCCUGUUUCAGCUGAAAGUUGGCAUCGCUGUAAACUCAAUUCAAAUCGUCGUCUCGGCACUGCAAGGCAAAUUUUGCAUUAAAGCG
This is a messenger RNA of Mesorhabditis spiculigera, 750 nucleotides long. The record is from the annotation of a GenBank genome assembly. NCBI's taxonomy places the organism in Eukaryota, Metazoa, Nematoda, Chromadorea, Rhabditida, Rhabditidae.